Molecule: messenger RNA, 2292 nt
Organism: Kwoniella botswanensis
Lineage: Eukaryota; Fungi; Basidiomycota; Tremellomycetes; Tremellales; Cryptococcaceae
Exons: 5
Coding region: 1-2292 (763 amino acids)
Source: RefSeq, a predicted model, not a curated record
AUGACGCAGGAAACCGAAGAUACAUCCGGUCAACCACCAUCUCCUUCGCAACACCAACUUCCUCCUUCCCCUUCUCCGAACGGCGACAUCUCUCUUGAAGCUUCACUUUCCAAUGUAUCUUUAGGAUCCUUUUCUGGUGAUGCUGGACCAAGUCGCUCUCCUCGACUGUUCAACGGACGGCGCACGCCUCCAGCACCGUUAGAACUAAGUCGAGAAGACGACAUCGACCUAGAAGUCGAAGGGGAUAUAGGCGUAUCGCUCACCUCACCAACAAGGACUUCAUCACCUGCCAACGAUUACUUCUCUGUAUCACCGUCCGCACGUCGUUCAAGCUCACGACUUGAUCACGUACUCACACAUUCGCCUUCGCCUUCACCAUCUUCAACUCGCGCACGGCAGAGAUCACUCACACCCAACGGUCAUUUAGAAGUAUCACCGACGAAGAUUCCCCUACCAUCACCUACAUCUCUGUCACCUCCAUUAUCCGCCCCUGCAUCUAGGAGAUCUUUCUCGCUUAGGUCUAUCUCAAGUAGAUCACCUAGUCCGCCUCCUCAGCCUUUCGCCUUGAAACCCCCUUUACCGAACGUCACUUCAGUUAUACUUUCUUCGGAACUGCAGGGUGAAGUUGAAGUUGAUGAUACAGCACCUUUUGAAUCUAUCCCUCUAUCUUCUACACCGCCUCUUACGCCUACCGUACCACCACCAAUCUCUCCAACGUACGUCAGUCCAGAGAGGAAAGGAAGACAAUCAUGGGGUGGGUUCGGAAUGACCAAAGAAGGGCAGCGGUACGCCAUAGGUGAGACUCCUGAUCAUACGAGAUCGCAGACCGAACAAAUCCGCCGCACUUCCGCAACCAGCUCUAUACAUUCUACUCAUACUCAUACUCCCUCAGUCAACGGGCAUGGGAAUGGUGGUCAAGCAACAAUACCACCUCAGGAUGGACAAUACAGUGCCCCUACACCUAAAUUACAUGCACCUCCCGCACAUCCAUUCCCAUUCCCCAUACCUUCUGAACCAUACUCAGAAGACCAGAGGAGAAUAUCAACCUCACAGCCACAGCAGCAGAAUCAUACUUCUGGGCAAGGUGGGUCGGGCGUGGAAAGCCACGAACAUGGUAUAGGAGUGAAAGAGUCAAUAUCGACCUUUGAAAAAGUCAGAUCCCAUACCCGACCUGCAUAUCUUCCGCCAAAAGACAAACACGAAGAUGAAGUUCAUCUGCAUCAAUGGGAAGAAAUCAUGACACAAUCUAAAGAACAUGAAAAGCAAGUUAGAAAAUUGAAGGAACAAAGGAAAUUGGAGAGGGAAAAGAAAUUAACAAUUGUUAUACCUAAAUGGGAAGCUUUGUUACAUGAUAAGGAAUUUAGUGUACAGAAAGUGCAGAAUGAUCCAGGGUUGAGGAAUAUGUGGUUUGAGGGUGUUCCUACGCAUUUGAGAGGGUUGGCUUGGAGUAAAGCUAUCGGGAAUCCUCUGGCAGUGUCAAAAGAUGCCUACCGCACAUACGUCACUCGAUCGGAAAAGGCUCAAAAAUCAGGUAGAUUCCCACAAGAUGUAUUAGACCAGAUGGAAAAAGAUAUGGAUAACACUCUACCUACUUUGAGGUUAUAUCAUCGAGGUAGUCCGCUUAGAGAUGACCUCAAGGAGAUAAUGUGCGCUUGGGUGGUUUACCGUUCGGAUGACGGUUUGGGAUAUGCACCAUACAUCUCACAUCUCUCAGCAAUGUUCCUCCUUGUCUCUCCACCCGCAGAAGCAUUUAUAUCCCUAAUCAAUCUCCUCUCUCGACCGUGCCUCAGGUCAUUCUACACCCAGAUCGAUGAUGAGAUUGACGCCUAUUACCGAGUCCUCGAAAACCUCCAAGCAGACGCUUAUCCCAAGAUAUACGCUAAUCUCAAGAAUCUGGGUCUGAGGGUCCCUGAAGGCUGGUUUAGGGGUAUGCUGGUGGAGCAGGUAGAUUUCGAGUGUGCUUGUAGGUUGUGGGAUCAGAUUAUGUUAGAUGGAGAUGGGUUUAUAUUUCGGACCGCUCUGGCGAUAUUUGGGUUUCUCGAGCCUCGAUUAUAUUACCCGGACCACGACGAGAUCCUAUCCGUCCUCGAAGGUCGUAACCCCGCAACUCUAGCUAUCCAAGCGCGUGAGCGAGAAAGAGCGAGACUUCGGGGAGAGACAUUCGACGAAUUGAUAGAUGGGAAAUUAUCUGUAUUUGGACUGAACGAACAUACUUUGUUUGAAUGGUUGGGUAAUGAUGGAUGGAAGGAAAAGGCUUUUGAGAGGUUGGUACUGAGGGAGAUGCCUGAUUAG